Esox lucius (northern pike) is the source of this 2285-nucleotide messenger RNA. RefSeq names its product transmembrane protein 203 (gene tmem203). Gene Ontology annotation, biological process: intracellular calcium ion homeostasis. The transcript has 2 exons. Gene Ontology annotation, cellular component: endoplasmic reticulum. Lineage: Eukaryota; Metazoa; Chordata; Actinopteri; Esociformes; Esocidae. The record is from RefSeq and is a predicted model, not a curated record. The coding region runs from base 475 to 891 and encodes 138 amino acids.
GAUCUCGCGUUAGAUCACUGUAUAUUUGGGAGAAUUAAGGAAAACACUAAAACGUUAUCUGACAGUUGAAGUGUUUCAAUGAAUUAAGGUAAACCAGAGAUUGUUGUUAAAAUCCUCUCAUGUGCUACAAUUACCUAUAUUUACUGACACCUGCACAGCAGGAAUAGUUCUGCGCAGUAUUGAUGGCCAGACUCCUUGAAGACAUCCACUACAUGUGAAACUGUUCACUGGCCCACACUAUUCCGUCUGCUCUCUCUUCAAUGAUGUAGGUGAGCUUGAUCAUCGGUGCAGCAGUUCCUUGUAGAGGACCAGGCAUUCCCUAUCGCCUUUGGUGGAUUCCUGUCCAGAGAUCCAUGUCUCUCUUCCUUCACUCUUUACCACCCUGACUUAAUACGCCUCUCCUCAGUAACCAGUGACUUUAGUGUGUCCCUGGCUGAACAGUCCUCCUGCCCAUUCUCCAUUCACCCUAAGGCCAUGCUGUUCUCUCUGCGAGAGCUGGUCCAAUGGCUUGGCUUUGCCACAUUCGAGCUCUUCCUCCACCUUGGGGCGUUGUUGGUCUUCAGCGUGCUGGUAGCGCUGCGGGCAGAUCUCUUUGUCCCCGGGAUGAGCUGGUGGCUGGUCUUCGUCCCCCUGUUCGCUGCCGACGGCCUCAGCACCUACUUCACCGCCAUCGUGUCCAUCCGGCUGUACCAGGAGAAUGAGAAGCGGCUGGCGGUGCUGAGGCUGCUGUGGGUGCUGACAGUGCUCAGCCUCAAGCUUGUGUGUGAGGUGCUGCUGUGCCAGAAGCUGGCUGAGCAGGAGCAGGCGCGCGACCUGUGGUUCGGUCUGAUCGUCUCGCCGCUCUUCAUCCUCCUUCAGCUGCUGAUGAUCCGUGCUUGCCGCGUCAACUGAGGCCAGGGUCCGCUGUGACAUUGAGAGCAUGAGUCGGUUAUCGACCAUAAAAGGUCCGGGCUCAUUAAUGCUAAGUUACUGUUUUAAUGAACUGACUGUUGGGAAGCCGUUGAUGGACUUGAUGACUGGUGACGUGAGGGUCAUGAGCUUCCAUUCCGUUUCUGACCGUGUCUGGACAAUGUGACCGUUUGUUUCCCAUGAUCUUUGUCUGCAUGGCUCUCGGCUAAACACUGCUGCCUCUGUGGAUAAAAUGUAUCAUUAUUUGAUGUAUGUAUUCAUGACAUUUUAUCCUGCAAUGUGUCAUCUUAUUCCCACCUUGAAAUGUCAUUCUAGGGAGGAACAUUUGGCACGUUAAGUUGUUUUUCUUUUGAAUUUGGUAAGACUGUUGCCAGCUUCAUUGAUGAUUUGCCCAAUUUCCUAUUUGCUUUUUGGUACCAUUGUUGUAUGUGUUGAUUGUGUAUGUAAAUAACCCUUAAACCUUUAAGAUGGUUAAGUUCAUAAUGUAAUAUUCUUAAUAAAAAAACCUGAUAUGUAACAUUAAUUCUGAAGACAAUAGUGCUAUGGUAGACUAAGAUUUUUAGUUUUCUUAAUACCUGUGAUGAUGAUGUUUUUCCACAAGGUGUUGCUGUUUUAUGGAAGUUGGGUGUUGUGACCCACUGCUUUCUUUCCAAUACCGAAGGCAAUAUGGGAAGACUGUUGAAAUGAGAACAGUUCACAAGCGAGUGAAUUAAUAUAAUUAUAACUAAAAUGAAUCUUUAAGGUUGCAGGAGCUUCAUUUUGUGAUAUGUUAGAUUAUUUUGCGUCCAUCAAGCACUAAUCUCAUUUUAUUUUCCCGUUGUUAUGUUAACGACUGGAUCCAACAUCAUUCACUCACCAAUAAUAUCACAAGAUUCUAUGUUUUCCUUAAAUGAUGUGUAGAAAUGAUAGACCACUUGACCAAACUAAGAAUAUUCCACUGUAUUCCACCAUUUUCUCUGCUGGAAAGGCAACCGCAAAAACUUUUAUUUUAGGCCCAUGGCUGCAGAUAUGAUUUUUCUUUUUUGCCUGACCUGUAGAGAAGUUCCAGAGAAUCAACACUACAUGGGCUAAUUGUGACUGUCUGAUCUACAAAUACUAUUCUGCUGUAUUUUAUGAUGCAAGGUGAUCUAUAGAUCAUCAAUUGUCAGUCAGCUUAAGUCUUUUGACCCUGUUGAACACAGACUAUGGGCUUAUUUGAGUGGUAACCCACAAGCAGCUGAAAUCAGGGGUGGGGCUUCUGUAACAGACUAAAACACUACUGCUUUAAAUAAGGCUCAGGUCAACAUGGUGGCGUUGCCGAAUGUUAGUGUUUCUCUAUAAAUUGUUGAAAUAAGUCUAACUCAUAUCACACAUUAAACUUUGUUUAUUUGUAAACA